Messenger RNA from Hemisphaericaspora subhashii, 1383 nucleotides. RefSeq names its product S8 family peptidase. Bases 1 to 1383 code for a protein of 460 amino acids. Gene Ontology annotation, molecular function: serine-type endopeptidase activity. Gene Ontology annotation, biological process: proteolysis. The transcript has a single exon. The record is from RefSeq and is a predicted model, not a curated record. Lineage: Eukaryota; Fungi; Ascomycota; Pichiomycetes; Serinales; Debaryomycetaceae.
AUGUGGAUAAUAGCUAUCGUCUCGUUAAUGACAGUCACCAAUGCAUUGAUCCUUCCAGAUAUUUACGCCCUGCCAAUCACCAUUUCAGAUUUACUGUCUGGAAUCAACAAUGUUGAAGACAUAAGCCCUUCUAACGAAAACAAAGCUUCCCUCUUGGAAACCAAUAUAUUGGACGAUACCCUUCCAUUCCAUUAUAUCGUAGUCUACAAGCUGUCUUUAGCCAAAUCGAAACGUGAAGAACAUAAAGACUGGAUCACCAGAAGACACCGAGAAUUGAUGUCCAACUAUAUCCGCAGGGACGACAACGAACCCACUCCCAAAGCAUUAAAUUUCUUCGGGAUUGGUGACACCGUCAGAGGAUAUUCCGGAUAUUUCUCCAACUCGCUCCUUCAAGAAAUCCUCAAAAAUCCAGAAAUCGAUUUCGUCGAACAUGAUGCAAAAAUAAACAUCCAAAAAUUUCAAAUCCAAAAUAAUGCAACUUGGGGUCUCGCCCGGAUCUCACAACGACUUAAUUUCAAUAAUGGAUAUUUCUUAUAUGACGACCAAGGAGGGAAAGGAGUGACUGCAUACAUAGUCGACACAGGUAUAGCUACCACCCUUGCGGAAUUUGAAGGCCGAGCUAGCUGGGGUAAAUCAAUCGCUAAUCCCGAAUUGACCACUGAUGUACAUGGUCAUGGAACCCAUGUUGCAGGUAUACUAGGAUCAAAAACAUAUGGAGUUGCAAAGCAAGUCAAACUCGUUGCAGUUGGGGUGAUGAAUUCACACGGUGGGGGUUAUAAUUCAGAUAUAAUCAAAGGAGUCGAAUAUGCCGUAAUUCAGCACAAGAAAGAUAUCCAAUCUAAGAAAAAAGGGUUCAAGGGAUCGGUGGUUAAUAUCUCUAUAGGAGGAGUACUUUCGAACGCAUUAGAUAUGGCGAUAAAUGCGGCCACGGCGGAGGGAUUACAUGUUGCGGUUGCGGCAGGGAAUGAGGGUGAUGAUGCGUGUAAACAUUCACCAGCCAGGGCUAGUGGUUCUAUUACUGUUGGUGCAAUUAUCAAAAACGAUAUAGUUGCAUCAUAUUCAAAUUGGGGGGUUUGUGUUGAUAUCUAUGCUCCUGGAGGUGAGAUCGCAUCUACUUCAAUUAGUUCAAGGUCUCAAAUUGAAUCAGGUACGUCAAUGGCAACGCCAUUUGUUUCGGGAUUGUUGGCAUAUUUCUUGUCGUUACAUCCAGAAGGUAGUUCUGAGUAUGCUCAAAAAGUUGAUCCUAUUGUUUUGAAGAAGCGAAUAAUUGCAUAUGGUACGAAAGGAAAAUUGACUGGAUUGCAUGGUGAAUCACCUAAUAUUUUGGCGUUUAAUGGUGCUGGUAGUGGGUUUGAUUAUUUCUGGAAUAAACUUCAAAUCUGA